Ascoidea rubescens DSM 1968 is the source of this 615-nucleotide messenger RNA. RefSeq lists its product as uncharacterized. The coding region runs from base 1 to 615 and encodes 204 amino acids. Lineage: Eukaryota; Fungi; Ascomycota; Saccharomycetes; Ascoideales; Ascoideaceae. The record is from RefSeq and is a predicted model, not a curated record. The transcript has a single exon.
AUGUCUUUCCAGAACAAAGAGUUGGUCGACGCGUACCACAGCAUUCUUGUCUCCACCGCCAACAUCCUCAGCGACCUCUCUGUCGACGCUGCCCCCUCUGGCCUCACGCCCAACUACACCUACGCUGGCGCCUCCACCUCGUUGUCCUCCAACAUCGACAAGCUCAACAGAAACAUUGUUCUUUUUCAGGAUAACUUGGAUCUUAUGUCCAGCAACCUUGAAGACACCAAGAACUUUCUCCUUAUCCAGAAGCGAAUCCAGCAACAACAGUCCAACAACAUCAAUCCCAUCAUCAACAACUUGAACAACCUCUCCUCCCAGUUGAACGACAACAACCUACGCAACGUAAUCAACAGCCACGCUCACAAGGCCGGCACAGACACCAUCCCUUCUCAAUCAAAACGUCCAUCCAUCUCGGUCCAGAACAAUCUCACUCCCAACCCCCAGGAUAUACUAAACGCCAUGAACUCCUCCUUCAAUCUCAACCAGAAACUGAACGACGCCAAUGAUCAGCUGAAUCCUUUGAUGUAUAACAAUAACAGCAACGACGACGAUAUGAUCAUCUCUUUCGAUGCUUUGACCAACAUUGAAAACAUGGUGCCCGACAAUCCAUAA